Messenger RNA from Rasamsonia emersonii CBS 393.64, 2605 nucleotides. RefSeq lists its product as uncharacterized. The annotation marks the transcript as partial. The record is from RefSeq and is a predicted model, not a curated record. The transcript has 2 exons. Gene Ontology annotation, biological process: DNA-templated transcription. Gene Ontology annotation, cellular component: nucleus. Gene Ontology annotation, molecular function: zinc ion binding; DNA binding. NCBI's taxonomy places the organism in Eukaryota, Fungi, Ascomycota, Eurotiomycetes, Eurotiales, Trichocomaceae.
CACGCAAAAAGGAUCCUUGCAACGCCCAAGAAAGCGACUACGGGAGAGUCGCACCCAGACAGAGAAGCUCAUCCCAGCACGCUCGCCGUCUCAGGAGAAUCCAGAGACGACGGAAAACCCAGCAUCCGAUCCUUCUGGUCCUUCGCCCAAUGGCCGUUGUUCGUGUGAUAAAGGAUCAUCUCCCUCUGGCAGGGAGCGAGCCAGUCCAAAAGCCACCACCGAAACGGACGAAUGGAGUACAAGACGUCGCGAUUCCCAGCUCAACAUCCAUGACCUCUCCUUCAUCUUACACCCCUCUCACGAAGCCUCGACGCCCGAGAAGGAACAAAACGCUCCCCCUAGUAGAGGCGUCAUCGACCAAGAGCCCGUUCUCAUUGCAAGGGCUUGCUCCGCGUUGGGAGUGACCCAGGAGAUUUUGAAACAAAUGGUGAAGAUAUAUUUUGACAACAUGGUGGCCAUCAAUUUGUUUCACGAGCCCAGCUUUCGCGAAAAGGUCAAUGGCAUCGCGUCGACGGCACAAGUGCAUGCCUUGCUGGCGGCAUUGCUCGCAUACGCCGCCCGAUUCUACCCAGCGGAAAACAGCGACGGUACCGAUCACGCCUUUGGAGACACGGCGGAAACGCAUCUUCAAGCCGGGUACUUUUUGAAUCUCGCCUUCAGCAACAUUGAUGACGCUCUGAAAGAAUGUGGCGACGAAGGACCCCCGUUAUGCGUCCUCCAAGCACUCAUCGUCGCCACCCAUUGCCAGCUCACGCAGGGCGUCCGCGGGAAGGCGUGGAGGUCGUUGGGAACAUGCAUCCGACUGGCGUACGAGCUGAAUCUUCAUCUCGUCGACGCCGGCAGCGGGAAGGAUCUUCGAGACGUCGAUGUGCAACAAUGGUGUGAUGAUGAGGAGAAGCGUCGUGCCUGGUGGGCCAUCUGGGAGAUGGAUGUGUUUGCUAGCACCAUCCGACGGACGCCUCCGGCCGUGGACUGGUCGCAGAUGGAGACCUUGCUUCCCGUCGAGGAUCAAGACUGGUUUCAAAACAAGCCGCGGCCCAGUUGUUUUAUGGAGCGAGAUCCGAUCUACCGGUGGAAAGCCCUCCAGGAAUGCGGCAACCAGUCUCCGAAGGCAUGGUUUCUGGUGGUCAAUUCUCUCAUGAAGGAGGCCCAAGUCAUUUCCAGCCCGCGAAGUGUCCCUUACCGAUAUCCGCCAGACGAGAAUCAGCCGCCCUGUGCGGCCAACCGGCGUCCGAAGCAAGCGAGGGACAGGGUCGAGGAAGCGACCCAGAAGCUGGAGACGCUGGCAAACUCGGUGCAUUGCUUUACGCUAGCAUUACCAGCACACCUGCAGUAUCGCAACCAAUACCUCAGUUUUGACGCCAGGGCUCCUGGUCAGAUGCUGUCGCUUCGACAGCUUCACUGCUCCAUUUACAACAUCUACGUCAUGACCCAACUAGCCAAGCUGAUGAUCUACCGGUAUGACGUCUUUGGAGGCCGCAGUCCAACUGCCCGGCGGACACAUGAUUCCCUCAGCGCCGCAACGGCGAAAGCAAGCCCGGUCCCCCGGUCGAGCUCGGCGUCGAAUGGGUAUGAUGCGGAGAACCUGGUACUGGCGCAGUACUUUGAAGCAGCGGACAACAUUCUCACCAUUAUCAACCGGAGCAGUGAUGGCCACAUUCGGUAUAUCAACCCUUUCCUGUCCAGCACGAUCUGGCUCGCAUCCGCCGUCCAGUUGCUCCGGAAGGAAUUCAGCCGGGAUGAGAUCAGCCGGACACUGAUCAAGUCCAAAUUUGAAGUCCUCUAUAUGACAUACAAACGAUGUGUCUCCUUCUGGGACAUCCACACGGCUCUGCAGCAGAACCUGGAAGCACUGGAGACAAAAUUGGAGGGCUUCCGGAACCCCGACCACGGCAGUCAGGAACAGCCGUCCGACAGUAGUGUUAAAAUCAAGGGUCGACAUGCCGGAGAGGAUUCUCAGGCGCGAUACGAACCAUCGUAUCUCCAGAUGAAUGGCGAUCAGAUGGAUACCGGGACUGAUAUCGUCCACGGUGAGUCUUCCGAACAGACCGGAUCCACUAACGUUAGGUACACUAACCCGUCUUUUGUGUCCAUUCAAAAAGAAGCCAGCGUCACCGACGAAGCCAACUGUGGAUACAGCAGUUCGGACGGCCCGCCGCCUCCUCCUCCUCCUCCUGCUGCUCUCCAGACGCCUCCGCCCAGCGUCAGCGACGAUGGACCCCAGCCCCAAGGCAGGACUUCACACCAGCAGCCUCUCUCUGGUGCAUUACAGAAGCCACCGCAUGGGUCGCCGCCUGUCCAGAAUUUCCCAUCGGGGACACCAAACAUGUCAAUGCUCGACUAUAUGCAUCUGCCCUCGCAAGUCGACAGGCAACCAACCCCGACGGGAGAUAACAACACCAACAAACACAACCGUCCCAGUCCCGGGACCACACUGAUCGAUCCGUUAUUUCUUCUGGAUCCCACACCCCAGCCUCCUCGGGGGUUGUCGUUGUCGACUGAUGGCGUUAAUAGCACUUCCGACUUUGGACAACAUCCCGAUUGGCGGAACAUCGAGCUGCCGAGUGAUAUUCAUGACUUGCUGUCGGGGUUUUCCACCUAUUGA